UCAGUGUUUAGCAGCUGCUCGAGAGAGACGGUCGUGUAGCUCCUCACUCUCCUAGCCGCUCUCGCUCUCAUCACACAAACUAGACUUUUCUUGACUCCGAGAACGCAUCCAGUGCUUUUUAUUUGUGCGAAUCAGUGGGAUCUGGACUGUAAAAACUUUUCGCCAGCAGAAGCUUCAAAGGUCGAUUGCUGCAUUCAGACGAGCUGGAAAGAACUGCUGGUAUAUAGCUGCCGCCGGUGCCGCUGAUCGCUGAAAGCAAGCUCCUCGGCGAGAUAAAAAAUUACAUGUCAGCCACACGCUUAUGCAAAAGGUGAGUUGAAUGCCUCCGUUUUGUCGAAGGAAUUAUAUGCAUAAUCAGCAGGAUUUUCGGCAGCAGUCGAUGAUGUCCUGAAGCUGGUCCUGCAGCCAACACAACCAACCAACCCGAUGGCGAGAUUUGCCUUUCACUACCGUGUGGCUGGGAUCAUCAGGUGGGCACUUUGCGGCUGUCUCGCUACCCUCCUGCUGCUGCCCAACCCCUCCGCUGCAGUCGAAAUGUCCCAAUGCAUCGCGCCUCUGGGCAUGGAGAACGGCGCAAUCAGGGACGAGGACAUAUCAGCAAGCUCAUCUUUUGAUAAUGGAAACGUCGGUCCUACGCACGGAAGAGUUCGGACUGAGCUUCACGGAGGUGCUUGGUGUCCAAAGCACGAGAUCACGAGCGCACCACGCGAGUGGCUGGAGAUCAACCUGCACAACGUGCACGUGAUCACCGCCUCGGAAACGCAAGGCCGAUUUGGCAACGGCCAGGGCCAGGAGUAUGCCGAGGCCUACGUCCUGGAGUACUGGCGUCCGCGGCUCGGCAAGUGGGUGCGCUACCGCAACUUCAAAGGAGCAGAGGUGAUUACCGGAAAUGAGAACACCUACCUUGAGGCGAAAAACGACCUGGACCCGCCGAUUUGGGCGAGCAAGAUUCGGUUUUUGCCUUACAGCGAUUUCCGCAGGACUGUCUGCAUGAGAGUAGAAAUCUAUGGCUGCUACUAUAAUGAUGGCAUAGUGAGCUACUCGAUGCCGCAGGGUGACAAACGAGGCAACGGUUGGGAAUUCUUCGACUCCACCUACGACGGCAUCUGGGAAUCGGACCUGCUGAAACGAGGCCUCGGGAUGCUAACUGAUGGCAAAGUUGGUCUCGAAAAUUUCAAACUCGGCUAUCACGACGAAAGAGGCCAAGGGUGGGUCGGCUGGCGCAACGACACGAGAAACGGCAAGCCGGUCGAAAUCAAAUUCGAGUUCGACAAAGUGCGAGAAUUCAACACGCUGCACAUCUACUGCAACAACCAUUUCACCAAGGACAUCCAGGUCUUCGCCGAGGCCAAGGUGUUCUUCAGUGUUGGCGGCCAGCAAUUCCUAGGAGACCCAAUCACGUACACAUACAUCGAGGACAGAAUUUUUGAGACUUCUAGAAAUAUCUCAAUCAAACUCCAUCAUCGAGUUGGUCGCUUCGUCAAACUUCAGUUGCACUUCGCCGCCAAGUGGAUCAUGAUCAGCGAGGUCACAUUUGAUUCAGACAUCGCCCACGGAAACUUCACCGUCGAGACGAAGCCGGCCACUGACGCGCCAGAGCAGAGCGAUGUCUAUGUGGAGAAGUCGUCCUUGCCUCAGGACGUCGAAGUUCCAGUGUCUUCAGCUCAUCAGGAGGAUCAGACCUUCAUAGCCGUCGUUCUGGGCGUGGGAACCUCAGUUGUGCUCAUCACCGUGGUGGUGGUGAUCCUGGCGCGAUACACGCGCCGCAAGAACUUCGCGAGUCCGUUAGCGUCGAAGGCGCCGCUGAGUGGCGCCGAGAACAACGCCAGCGGCCCCAGCAACAGUGCAUACACCAGCGUGACGGUCGACGACAACUACAACCAGCCGAGGGGCAGCACGACCACCGACCGCAGAGGCCUCUUGGCCGCUACCAGGGCCGACGACUACCAAGAGCCCUACCAGGCCCUCAAGUAUGCGCCAUACUACAGCUACAGCCCCGUCGUCAUGGAGAUGAAGGACAUGAUCACCGACACGCUCAUCAGAGGGUCAGCGCCCCAUUCCGACACCUCUUAUGAAUACGCCGUGCCUGAGCUUGGUGGCAGCGUGCCCCUUCUGAACCACGAGAACUCGCUCGCCAGAUCUGAGCACGGCUCCGUGUUCUCCAGGAAUUCCAACCCGCAGGGCAUCAAUAUUCCCAUUCCGAAGCCACCCUCUUCAAGGACGUCGGAGGAAUCGUCAGGCAGCCGAGGCAAAAGGUCUCCAAGUCACCAACAAGAGGUUCUGAAGCGCAGACUGGAGCAGACGGUGGUGCCAGAGUUCCCGCGUCACCGGCUGCGAAUGCUCACCAUCCUGGCUGAGGGCAAUUUUGGGAAGCUGUACGUGGCCGAGGCGGACGGAAUACCUGAGUACGGAUCGACCAAAACGCAAGGCAAGCGAUUCGUGGCCGUCAAAUUCGUCGAGCCGAGCACUUCGGAAAGCGACAGAAUCGAAUUCUACCACGAAGUGCGAAUAAUCGCCGCUCUAGAAGACGCCAACAUCGCCAGGGUGCUUGGCAUGUGCUCACGGGAGGAGCCGAAAUGCAUUGUCUACGAGUACCUGGAGCACGGAGACCUCAAGUCGUUCCUUGCCUCCCAUGUUCACGCUGAAGGAAGUCGAACUCUUCCGGUUUCUGCAGUGCAAGCUGCGGGAAUCAAAACUCUCAGCUUCAACUGUCUGCUGUACAUGGCGACGCAAAUUGCCUCCGGGAUGCGAUAUCUGGAAUCACUCAACUUUGUUCACCGUGAUUUAGCUACAAGGAAUUGUCUCGUUGGCGUUGGAUAUUUGGUCAAGAUAUCUGAUUUUGCCCAAGACAAUGAGGAGUUUGCUGAGGACUACUAUCACGUAGUCAAAGGAGGAACUGCACUUGAGCUCCCGGUCAGAUGGAUGGCCUGGGAAAGUCUAUUUUUGGACAAGUACACAACCAAGAGCGAUGUUUGGUCAUUUGCGGUGACACUGUGGGAAAUUCUGACGAUAGCGAGGCACCAACCCUAUGACCACCUAGCCUCAAACCAACAGGUAGUGGACCAGCUAGCCCUCUUGCAAGAGGAGGAGGAAGACCUGUUUGUUCGGCUACCAAAGCCAGCCGCCUGCCCACGGGAUGUGUAUGACUUGAUGAAAGAGUGUUGGCGCAGAGUGGACGUUGAGCGACCCUCUUUCAGGGAAAUCCAUUUGUUCCUGCAAAGGAAGAAUCUUGGAUACGCCCCAAUGUAGAAACGAAAGUAUGUCGAUUGAUGGUUUUUAUGACGAUCUUGUGAAAGUGCGAAAUGAGUGCAGUAAUGUAGAAUAUAUUUUAUUUGAGAUGACAAAGACUUUGAUUUCUGUAGCUAUUUCAUUUUGUUUGAGAAUUUCUUGGAAAUCAUUAAAUGAAAUAAAUAUAAGUUGCUUUCUUCUUGUGCCUAAGUGUAAAUGGCAUGCAUGGAAUAUUAUGUGUAUUGACGAGCCGUGCUGAUCCCUUGCUCCAUUUCAAGUGCUUUUUUGUGAUUCACUACAUAGGAAAUGAGGACAAAGUUCUAGAGGACAAUAAUGAGACCGAUUCUCGCUAUGAUUUGACAAAAGAAUAUUCUCUGCUAUAUUUCUCAAAAGCUCUACUUUUUGGUGAAUCGGGUAAAAAGAGGCGAAUAGCCAGCACAAACCAUUUGGCUAUUUUUCCAUAAAGAGAGUGCAAUUUCUCUAUUGAUCUGCACCUAUGACAAUCUACUUCCAAGUAAAUUUGUAAUUGCAAAAACGCCUCUAAACGGAAAGUGCUACUGAAACCUUCUUAAAAUUCACACUUUUCUUAAAAUCAAAAACGUUCCCAAGAGUCGAAUAAGUUAUGUCUUGCUAUGACCAUGUUUGCCAACUAAGAAGAAGAUGGUGAAAUGAGAAUUUUUAUGUGAUAAGGUACUAAAAAGUUGUUGAGAAGCGUAACAUGACUGAAUGCUUUUAAACUACACACGCACAUUAGCAAUUAAUGUUCUGUAAAAGAAAAGUGCUUCAUAGUGAAUCGUUACUAUUAAUCUGUAAUUAAAGUAAUAGAAAGCCAAUGCUUCACACGUCAAAAUGGGAUCAUACACAGACUCUUGCAAUUAACUGUGAAGACAAAAAUUGCCCGGAGUAAAUUGCUAAAAAUAGAACAUAAAUUCUCAAAAAAUAUUGUAGCUUGGAUAGUAAAAAAUUCAGCAGCAAACUCUGCCCCCAUCCCAAGUGCCAGGGAGAAGAAGAGCAUUUUCGUGUUAAUUAAAUACUCCGCAGCAAUCAACAUACACUCUCUGGCGCAAACUAUUAGUGUGCUGUCAAUGUAAACAUUACUGGGCACAAUAAAGCGGUCAAGUAGGCAGGCCUACUGUGGAAGCGUGCAAAUAUUGCGAAAGGUUGUUGAAAUUGUAAUAGAAGCCGAGUAGCACAUUUGCAUCCUCGACACACAAAAGAUACACAUCUCAUCUAUGUAGUGAAAAAUACUGUGUGGUGCAUCAAUAUCAAAUUAGACUCUGUAUGAACUUGAAUUGUUCAUUGUACGCGCAGAUUAAUUUCAUUAACAGAAUGAUCUCAUAAUAUGAAUAGCUGAUUUGGAUGCAGGACCACUCACUUUAUAAUAUCUUGUGCUUUCGUAGUGAGCAGCGAACAUUUUCAUUAAAUUGAAUAAGUAUUUCACCAUAAUUUUCAAAAGAAAACAAAACGAAAAUAGAGAGUUUAAUACAUUUUAUAAGCCUAGUCAUCCGUGCUCUAUUGACACAAUUUAAUUAACAAGAGUGCCAACGAGUGCACUGCAUACAACUAGAACUCGACCGUUCAAGCUUGCACUGUGGGAAAACAAUUAUUGCAAAUUACGAUGGAAACGCGCAGCAACUAUUGUAUUGAGAAAAGUAGCUAUGAUUUGUACAAUUGUAACAAAGAAUGCCCUGCACAUAUCAAAGGGAGAAUAGAAGAAUAUUUAUUUGUAGAUAAUGCAAUGAAGUUUACUGUAACUAUAUUUAAAACUGCAAAUAAUAAAUGUUCAGUUUAUAUUGAA
Molecule: messenger RNA, 5026 nt
Organism: Cloeon dipterum
Lineage: Eukaryota; Metazoa; Arthropoda; Insecta; Ephemeroptera; Baetidae
Product: discoidin domain-containing receptor 2-like
Exons: 19
Coding region: 427-3249 (940 amino acids)
Biological process (GO): cell surface receptor protein tyrosine kinase signaling pathway; positive regulation of kinase activity; positive regulation of phosphatidylinositol 3-kinase/protein kinase B signal transduction
Cellular component (GO): plasma membrane; signaling receptor complex
Molecular function (GO): protein tyrosine kinase collagen receptor activity; collagen binding; ATP binding
Source: RefSeq, a predicted model, not a curated record